Molecule: messenger RNA, 1203 nt
Organism: Pterocles gutturalis (yellow-throated sandgrouse)
Lineage: Eukaryota; Metazoa; Chordata; Aves; Pterocliformes; Pteroclidae
Exons: 3
Coding region: 1-1203 (400 amino acids)
Source: RefSeq, a predicted model, not a curated record
AUGAAGUGGUGGAGUAUUCGUAUGGAAAUAGAUGUUUGUGGUCAAGAAAGUAGCAUUAGUGGCAACAGAGAAAAUAAGCUACAUACAGAGCAAGAGAAUUUAAUGAGUUUUGGUAAUCAAAGUAAAGAAGAAGAAAAAGGUAGAAAAGAGUGGGGUUUUUCAGCUGAGAUCUGUCUAAGUGUGGAUAACAAUUCUGGUGAAAUGUUAAAUGAGCACAUUGUUAAUGGAGAGAGAUGGAAAACAGAGGGAGUAUCAAAGAAGUUGCCUGAAGUGGAGAUGAUACACAAAACCACAGGAAAAAAAUGUUCAAGAAAGGCAGGGAGUGUUGUUCCAGCAAAGGAAGAAUGUCAUAUGCAAUCAGAAACUAAUUUUGAGCUAACAGUGAAGAAAGGUGAAGUUACUCCAAAAACUGGAAAGCACGCCCUGGAUAUCAGCCCCUACAAGCAACAACAUUUUUCAAGAACUCAUUUUGAAUGUCAGCAUGAAGAACAUUGCUUUACAAAAAAUAAUAGCCAUAAUACUUUAAACUCUGAAGACAGAGAGUUUCAAGUGUGUGGUGAAAAAGGUGACUCUCUCUCAGGUGUGAUGAGGGGUGAAACACCUUUAGGGAAGGAGCUGGCAGCACACAAGGGAAGUGAAAAAACAAAACUAAAUUUGCAAUCUGUGAGCAAUCCAGGCAUUUCUGAGAGUGUUGCAAGGGAUGCAAACAGACUGCACAGAGCAUCUCUGGAUAAAAGUUACUUCAUAGCAGAAAACAAAAUCCUAGAAAAAUCAAAUUUUAAUCCAAAUGAAGCCAACAGUACAAUGCAAGAAGUUUUGGCUGUUUCUUCAGGGAAUAUUUCAGAGAAUCAGUAUGCAGAAAAAGUCUCUGAAUUUUAUCCAUUAGAUUUUGAAGUGUCACCAGUGCAAAAUGAUCCAAGCUUAGGUACAGAAUUCUUAGGAAAUGCUGCUGAAUUAAAUGCAAAUGUAGCCCUCUCAGAAAUUAUUUCUGGAGGAGAGUUUUAUGUUCCGUUGUCAGAACAUGGAUUAGCAAAAAAGCUUUUGAGUCAUGAUGGGAAAGUAAGUGAGCAGAAAAUAUCACAGGGUAAAAUUUAUGGUUUGGACAACAUCAAUAUAAAUGGGAAGAAGCAGAGUGGAGAAGACAAGUUAGAACAGGCUGAUGGUCAGCCAUGUCGAUUAGAAAUUAAAGCCAAGAAGAUAUAG